Cooperia oncophora is the source of this 816-nucleotide messenger RNA. The record is from the annotation of a GenBank genome assembly. NCBI's taxonomy places the organism in Eukaryota, Metazoa, Nematoda, Chromadorea, Rhabditida, Trichostrongylidae.
AUGCCACCUAAGAAAAGCAAUGGAUGCAACAACUGCAAGGAUGCUGUCAUUCCCCUCUGGCUGAAAUCUGUACUUAAACGAUGGGAUGAUUACUUUGCCAGGUUUGACCGUAUGUUCGAUUUAUUAGUUUCCAUGCAACAGUCGCACAGGGCCAUUGUGAGGAAAAUUGAUGCGAUUGAAAACCGUUUAUUUGAUCAAAUGAGUGCAGCGCAGGCUAAUAGUGAUCUUUAUACCACGAGCAUGGUUGAUGAUAGAUCCACAUCUGAUUUUGAUAGGGAAGCGAUUAAAGAGAUCAUUGAUGCCGCUUGCGAUAACGAGCUAAUGAGCCAAUGGAAAGCAGGUAAUAUCAAAAUCGCGCGAGCUCAGGGACCGUCUCUUGGCCUUUAUGAAAAAGGGCGACUCUCACUUACGCAAACAUUUCAUCAUUCUUAUGCAAGACGAGACUAUACUAAAGAGGAAUUGGAUUACGACAGGCAGCUCAGAAAGAGAGCAGGGCUGCUCAAUGCGAACGCGGGUAAACUUUCUUAUGUUGUGCGCGAUCUUGCUAUUCAUAAGCUUAAAACUCCCCGCGAUCUCCCGCGCUCCAUUAGUCGCUCCAGCUCCAUCGAGGUAGUCCCUACCCCCUCUCCCGACGCUGAUCGAUCGCCUAUUACGUCACCCAUGGUCCCUUCGCGCGCUGACGUUUGCCGCGAACCAAUCAUGGGUCCUAGUUUAGAGUCGAUCGAUAAAUCUACCCGGAUUUUCGCUAUGCCAAGUCAUCUUUGUUCAAUAGACUCCUCCUUUUUAAUGCCCGCUCUAUCGUUAAAAAAUCCCUGA